This is a messenger RNA of Saprolegnia diclina VS20, 585 nucleotides long. RefSeq lists its product as hypothetical. The transcript is spliced from 2 exons. The coding region runs from base 1 to 585 and encodes 194 amino acids. The record is from RefSeq and is a predicted model, not a curated record. Lineage: Eukaryota; Oomycota; Saprolegniomycetes; Saprolegniales; Saprolegniaceae.
AUGCUGCACUUUGACGAGCUCCACGUGCUCGAGCAUGGCCUCGGCGCCAGUAGCCAAGUGACGUCGCUCGCGUCACGGCUCUACGAAUGGCUUCCAUCGUCGCGCUGGUUGUCCGUACUGUAUGCGUCGUCGACAUUAACGCCCAUCGUGCUCUCGGAGGAGUUUGUGAGCUUCUUCUCGAUGGACCGCGCGUUCCGCCGCACCACUGUGACGCUGGAUCAGCCCAACCACUGCAUCUAUAACGGCGCCAAGGCCAUGGCGCUGCGCAACAUCAGCGCUGUCAUUCCUAUGUACGCGCGCUACCAGUCGCCAGCGUACACGCUGCUGCUGCAGGACGCGGCGACGCUGCAGUCGUGGACGCUUGGCUUUACGGCCGAGGUGGACUUUACACGCUGGCUCGACGAUCUCACGCGCGUGCUCACCGAGACGGGCUGCGACGCGUGCACCGUGCGCCCGCUCAUUGAGCUCAUCGCGCCGUCCGAGACCUUGCUAGUCGUACGGUAUGCACGCUGCGAGACCGAAGGCAGCCAUGGUGGCAUCCUUCGGGUCCGCGUGAAGAAGAAGGGACUGCGCCUGCCCCGCUGA